Gadus morhua (Atlantic cod) is the source of this 2946-nucleotide messenger RNA. It is a transcript of the gene twnk, whose product is annotated as twinkle mtDNA helicase. Gene Ontology annotation, cellular component: mitochondrion. Bases 99 to 2384 code for a protein of 761 amino acids. Gene Ontology annotation, molecular function: ATP binding; single-stranded DNA binding; 5'-3' DNA helicase activity. The transcript is spliced from 7 exons. Lineage: Eukaryota; Metazoa; Chordata; Actinopteri; Gadiformes; Gadidae. Gene Ontology annotation, biological process: mitochondrial DNA replication. The record is from RefSeq and is a predicted model, not a curated record.
GAUGACGUACCAUAAAGCCCGCGUCAGAAAGCAUGGGUGAGGAGAAGAUCAGAGCUCUGAGGAGAACGGGUUCAAUGUCAGACCCUUGAACAGCAGCGAUGUGGAGAAGCCUGGUGCUGAGAGGCACCGCCUGCCUGCUGCACGUUGUCCCCCGUGGUUCCCAAAGGCUUGUACAACAAAGACACCAGUCGUCUCUGUGUUUGAGAUUCCUACUCCAUGGGCAUGCUCACAGACUAACUGCUGCUCCAUGUUUGCAACAUCAAAGGACAGACUUGUUGCGUGGCACGUACCACCUCCCUCACACUGUAACCAGGAGUCUCAAAAGUGACGCAAAGUCUACCGUGGAUUUCCCGUUGAAUCCCAUCACGGUUGCAGACAUCAAGCAGUAUCUCCGGUCCAAAGAGGUUCCCUUCCACGAUGGCUACAGCUGCCUCCACGCGCCCAGCCUCUUCGUGGAGCCAUCGGGGGAACCCGGGGCGGUCCCCACGAAGGACACCUACUCGUUGUUCAUAGACAAAACAACAGGGCAGUUCCUUUGUAAGGACACGCUGGCAGAGGGCAGCUGGGAGGACCUCCAGGACUGCCUGGAGGUGAUGCAGAAGGAAGGGCAGGCGUUCCUCAGCAGCCACGUCUUGCUGGGCUACGGGGAGACCCCGGAAGAGCAGGAGGAGAGGGCCAGGGAGCUGGCGGAGGUGCACCGGUUUUGGAGCAGCUCCGUUCCCUUCUCUGAGCUGGCGGACGAGGAGGCCCAGAUGGUGAAGUCCAUGUUCCAGAUCACCAAGAUCACCAACGCCACCCUCAAGAAGUUCGGCGUGCGGUUCUUCAAGCCCACCCGCAGCCUGGUCUUCCCCUGGUUCGGGGGGCCCUCCUCCGCGCUGAAGGGGGUGAAGCUCCUCUCUGCCCAGACCAGCGCCACGGACCCGGGGGCCGUGGAGUACACAGAGACCACCGUCCCCCGGAGCAGCUCCUACCACAACCUGUUCGGCCUGCCGCUGGUGGGGCGCCCCGACGCCGAGGUGGUGCUGACGGGCAGCGAGCUGGACGUGCUGGCGGUCAGCCAGGGGGCGGGGCUGCCGGCGGUGGCCCUGCCGCGCGGCAACAGCCGCCUGCCGCCGUCGCUGCUGCCCUACCUGGAGCAGUUCAAGCGGGUCACCUUGUGGCUCGGCGGGGACAUGCGCGCCUGGGAGGCCUCGCGCAUCUUCUCGCGCAAGCUAGGCCUGCGGCGCUGCAGCCUGGUGCGGCCCGGCGAGGACCAGCCGCGGCCGGCCCAGGCGCUGGCCCUGGGGAAGAACCUGGCGCGCGUGGUCAAGGGCGCCAUCCCCGCCGUGCACAAGUCCAUCGUGUCGUUCCGGCAGCUGCGGGACGACGUGUACGGCGAGCUGGCCAACACGGAGCAGGUGGCGGGCGUGAAGUGGAGCCGCUUCCCCGAGCUGAACCGCAUCCUGAAGGGCCACCGCAAGGGGGAGCUCACCGUGUUCACGGGUCCCACGGGCAGCGGGAAGACCACCUUCAUCAGCGAGGUGGCCCUGGACCUGUGCAUGCAGGGCGUGAACACGCUGUGGGGCAGCUUCGAGAUCAACAACGUGCGUCUGGCCAAGAUCAUGCUCACCCAGUUCUCCAUGCAGCGGCUGGAGGACAACCUGGAGCGCUACGACUACUGGGCCGACCAGUUCGAGGAGCUGCCGCUCUACUUCAUGACCUUCCACGGCCAGCAGAACAUCAAGACGGUUUUGGACACCAUGCAGCACGCCAUCUACCUGUACGACAUCAACCACGUGGUCAUCGACAACCUGCAGUUCAUGAUGGGGCAGGAGAACCUCUCUGUUGACAAGUUCGCCGUGCAGGACCACAUCGUCGGAGCCUUCCGGAAGUUCGCCACCAACAGCUGCUGCCACGUCACCCUGAUCAUCCACCCCCGCAAAGAGGAGGACGACCGCGAGCUGCAGACGGCCUCCAUCUUUGGCUCGGCUAAAGCCAGCCAGGAGGCGGACAACGUGCUGAUCCUGCAAGAGAAGAAGCUCGUGACCUGCCCGGGGCGGCGCUCGCUGCAGGUCAGCAAGAACCGCUUCGACGGCGACGUGGGCAUCUUCCCGCUGGACUUCCUCAAGGCCUCGCUCACCUUCUCCACGCCCGUCAAGGCCAAACACAAGCUGAGGAAGGUGAGCAAGGAGGAGGAGGAGGCGGCGGCGGCGGCGGCGGCGGGCCGGGAGGAGGCUGUGCCGCCCGCAAAGAAGGCGAAGGCGAAGGCGAAGCCGCUGAAGGAGAACACCGCGAAGGACCCCAUCGCCGCGGCGACGGUGGCGGCGGCGGCGGCCUCGCAGAGGGUGGAGCCGGACCAGUCGCAGGCGGCCGGACGGCGGCCCGCUCUGAAGAGAGACGGGUGAUUUAGCGGUUGUCGCGCGGCCGACCUCGUGACCUUUGACCUCAGACUCUCAGUGUUAGAACCAUAUGAUUAGGAAUACUCAUGUGGCUUAUGGAUGGAGCAGGAUGUGAACGGUAUCCUCACAAACAGGAUAUCAUGUGGCUUACGUUGAACAAGGUACUGAAAAAGAAAAAACUAAAUGAAGAAAGUGAGGUAUUAAAUGUGUAUACGUGUUUGAAUGGCAACAUGUAGUUUGGGGAGUUUGAAACAAGUUUGUUCAGAGGGAUGAUAAGAAUGAGAUUUAAAAAAUUCCAAGUCGGACGUCCGAAACCCUUUUGACAAAUGAAUAAGCUUUUUGUAUACUGGUUCUGUCCUGUUUGUAUACGGUUCCGUUAAAACCCUUGAUGCUAACCCCUAGGGAUACAGUCGUGGUGUACAGUAUUCAAUGAUGAACCACUGCCGUUCUCUAAACACAUUGACAUGAGCACUUGCAUGUUUCCGUGCCCUUUACUGUAUAUUUUUACUACAAAGGUUGAUGAAAUGCUACUGAAUUGUUUUUUAUUAAAACAACUAUAGACCCUGUG